This is a messenger RNA of Trichosurus vulpecula (common brushtail), 1220 nucleotides long. RefSeq names its product signal sequence receptor subunit 2 (gene SSR2). The coding region runs from base 230 to 781 and encodes 183 amino acids. The transcript is spliced from 6 exons. Lineage: Eukaryota; Metazoa; Chordata; Mammalia; Diprotodontia; Phalangeridae. Gene Ontology annotation, cellular component: endoplasmic reticulum; membrane. The record is from RefSeq and is a predicted model, not a curated record.
CCUCCCGGCGCUGACUCUGUCUUCCGGUUCUGGUGGCGCUGAAGUGGGUCUAGUUUACACGCGUUCUCUUUUCACUAUGCCCCAAUGCUUUGGUGAGUGUAAAGAGAUAUGGCUGUAGAGCCUCUUUUGCAGACGGGCUGAGGAGGGUGACUGGCUCCAGAGGUCUGGUGAUUGGAUCUUGAUCCCUCAAUUCAAUCUAAGUAGCUAAUGGUCCUGUCUCACUCCAAAGAUGAGGCUGUUUGUGUUUGCGGUGUUGUGUCUCUUCUCUGCUGCACAAAGUGAAGAAGGGGCCAGGCUUCUGGCUUCUAAGUCACUGCUGAAUAGAUAUGCUGUGGAAGGAAAGGACCUGACCUUGCAAUACAACAUCUACAAUGUCGGCUCAAGUGCAGCCCUAGAUGUGGAAUUAUCUGAUGAUUCUUUUCCCCCAGAAGACUUUGGUAUUGUUUCAGGAAUGCUCAAUGUCAAAUGGGACCGAAUUGCUCCUGCCAGCAAUGUGUCUCAUACUGUGGUCCUACGCCCACUCAAGGCUGGCUAUUUUAACUUUACCUCUGCAACCAUCACAUAUCUUGCCCAGGAAGAAGGGCCGGUGGUGGUUGGCUUCACCAGUGCCCCUGGGCAGGGAGGAAUUCUGGCCCAGCGAGAAUUUGACAGGAGAUUCUCUCCCCAUUUUCUGGAUUGGGCAGCAUUCGGUGUGAUGACUCUUCCUUCCAUUGGGAUUCCCCUGCUCCUGUGGUACUCAAGCAAGAGAAAAUAUGACACUCCCAAGACCAAGAAGAACUGAAUGUGCACCCUCCCCUCCCAAGAAAUCCAGGUGCUUUCCAGACUCCAAAGGAUGUCUCAAAAUGCAAUCUCUUCCCUUAGUCCUUCACCACCUUCUCCAUGGCCGUGCUCUCACACAGAGCAAAGGAACAGGCCUAGGGGCCCAAGAGAGCCUCCUUGGUGCAGUUUUGAAGCCAUCCGUUGGGUUUUUAUAUAAACAGAAACACCCCAGCAUUGACCUUGAGCCCAAGUGGCCUUUUCCUCACUUUGGGGCUGCUCGGUGCAAAGCUGGCAAUGAGGACUUUCUCAGGGGUUUAGAAGGGGGAACUUCAGAGGCUGCCUGACCACCUCUGGAAAGAGGAAAUCAGAACCACUCACUAGUCUCUUGGAGGCCUCCUGGUUUGGGGGCAGGGAAGCGCUUACUGAAAUGGGUUUUCUAAUAAAAACAAACUCCACCUCAA